Salvelinus sp. IW2-2015 is the source of this 2564-nucleotide messenger RNA. RefSeq names its product spectrin alpha chain, non-erythrocytic 1. Lineage: Eukaryota; Metazoa; Chordata; Actinopteri; Salmoniformes; Salmonidae. Gene Ontology annotation, biological process: actin cytoskeleton organization. Gene Ontology annotation, molecular function: actin filament binding. Gene Ontology annotation, cellular component: plasma membrane; cell projection; cortical actin cytoskeleton. The record is from RefSeq and is a predicted model, not a curated record.
GAGAAUGGAUACCAGUGGUGGGAAAGUGCUGGAGUCUGCCGAUGACAUCCAGGAGCGUCGGCAGCAGGUGUUGGACCGCUACCGGCGCUUCAAGGAGCUGUCGGGUGUGCGCCGGCAGAAGCUGGAGGACUCCUACCGUUUCCAGUUCUUCCGCCGCGAUGCCGAUGAGCUGGAGAAGUGGAUCCAGGAGAAGCUGCAGAUCGCCUCCGAUGAGAACUACAAGGACCCCACCAACCUCCAGGGCAAGCUCCAGAAACACCAGGCCUUCGAGGCGGAGGUGCAGGCCAACGCUGGGGCCAUCAUCAAGCUUGACGAGACUGGCAACCUCAUGAUCUCCGAGGGUCACUUUGCCUCUGAAACCAUCCGCACUCGUCUGGAGGAGCUGCACCGUCUUUGGGACCUGCUGCUGCAGAAGACCAAGGAGAAAGGUGUUCGUCUGCUGCAGGCCCAGAAGCUGGUGCAGUACCUGCGCGAGUGUGAGGAUGCCCUGGACUGGAUCAGUGACAAGGAGGCCAUGGCCACCUCGGAGGAGCUGGGCCAGGACCUGGAGCACGUAGAGGUGCUCCAGAAGAAGUUUGAGGAGUUCCAGACGGACCUGGCAGCCCACGAGGAGCGUGUGAACGAGGUGAACCAGCUGGCGGGCAAGUUGAGCCAGGAGUCCCACCCCGAGGCGGAGCUCAUCGUUCGCAAGCAGGAGGAGGUGAACGCCGCCUGGCAGAGGCUCAAGGGCCUGGCGCAGCAGAGGCAGGGCAGGCUGUUCGGAGCCGCCGAGGUGCAGAGAUUUAACAGGGAUGUGGACGAGACCAUUAGCUGGAUCAAGGAGAAGGAGCAGCUCAUGGCAUCCGAUGACUUUGGCCGGGACCUGGCCAGCGUUCAGGCUCUGCUGCGCAAGCAUGAGGGCCUGGAGAGAGACCUGGCUGCCCUCGAGGACAAGGUCAACACUCUGGGCGGAGAGGCUGAACGUCUGCAGCAGACACACCCCCAGAACGCCUCCCAGAUCCACCUGAAGAGGGAUGAGCUCAUCACCAACUGGGAGCAGAUCCGCACGCUGGCCGCCGAGCGCCACGCCCGCCUCAACGACUCCUACAGGCUGCAGCGCUACACUUCAGACUUCCGUGACCUGACCAGCUGGGUGACGGAGAUGAAGGCCCUGAUCAAUGCUGAUGAGCUGGCCAACGACGUGGCUGGAGCUGAGGCUCUCCUCGACCGCCACCAGGAACACAAGGGUGAGAUUGACGCCCAUGAGGACAGCUUCAAAGCCACGGACGAGGCCGGCCAGGCUCUGCUCAACACUGGACACUACGCCUCAGAGGAGGUCAAGGAGAAGCUGGGUGUACUGACUGAGGAGAAGGAGUCUCUGCUGGAGCUGUGGGAGGUGCGCAGGCAGCAGUACGAGCAGUGCAUGGACCUGCAACUCUUCUACAGGGACACGGAGCAGGUCGACAACUGGAUGAGCAAGCAAGAGGCGUUCCUUCUGAACGAGGAUCUUGGUGACUCUCUGGACAGCGUGGAGGCCCUGCUGAAGAAACACGAGGACUUUGAGAAGUCCCUCAGCGCCCAGGAGGAGAAGAUCACUGCCCUGGAUGAAUUUGCCACCAAACUGAUCCAGAACAACCACUACGCCAAGGAGGAUGUGGCCACUCGUAGAGAUGCUCUGCUGAGCCGCCGUAACGCCCUGCAUGAGCGUGCCCAGUCCCGCCGCGCCGCCCUGGAGGACUCCUUCCACUUGCAGCAGUUCUCCCGCGACUCGGACGAGCUCAAGAGCUGGAUCAAUGAGAAGAUGAAGACGGCCACCGACGAAGCCUACAAGGAUCCGUCCAACUUGCAGGGCAAGGUCCAGAAGCACCAGGCCUUCGAGGCGGAGCUGUCAGCCAACCAGAGCCGCAUCGACGCGCUGCAGAAGUCUGGACAGGAGCUCCUGGACGGAAAGCACUACGCCACGGACGAAGUGUCGGUCCGCAUGGACGAGGUCAGCUCCCAGUGGAAGAAGCUGCUGGAGGCCACUGAGCUCAAAGGCAUCAAGCUGCGUGAGGCUAACCAGCAGCAGCAGUUCAACAGGAAUGUGGAGGACAUUGAGCUGUGGCUUUACGAGGUGGAGGGCCACCUGGCCUCCGAUGACUACGGCAAGGACCUGACCAGCGUCCAGAACCUGCAGAAGAAACAUGCCCUGCUGGAGGCCGAUGUGGCCGCACACCAGGACCGCAUUGACGGCAUCACCAUCCAGGCGCGUCAGUUCCAGGAGGCGGGCCACUUUGACGCUGACAACAUCAAGCGCAAGCAGGAGGCCCUGAUGGCGCGCUACGACGCCCUUCGCGACCCUAUGGCUGCUCGCAAGCAGAAGCUAUCAGACUCGCUGCGGCUGCAGCAGCUCUUCAGAGAUGUGGAGGACGAGGAGACCUGGAUCCGGGAGAAGGAGCCCAUCGCCGCCUCCACCAACCGGGGCAAAGACUUGAUUGGCGUUCAGAACUUGCUGAAGAAGCACCAGGCCCUGCAAGCGGAGAUCGCCGGCCACGAACCCCGCAUCAAGGCUGUCACCCAAAAGGGAGAGGCCAUGGUGGAGGAAG